AUGGCGGAGGGAGGAGCGGCUGAUCUGGAUACACAGCGAGCAGAGGUCGCGGGGUUGCUGAAAACGCAGCUGCGGAAGGGGGAUACCUGGUACCUGGUAGACAGCCGCUGGUUCAAACAGUGGAAAAAAUAUGUUGGUUUUGACAGUUGGGACAAGUAUCAGAUGGGUGACCAGAAUGUCUACCCUGGACCGGUGGACAACUCUGGACUUCUCAAAGAUGGGGAUGUUCUGGCCCUUAAGGAGCACCUUAUUGACGAGUUGGACUACAUCCUGGUUCCCACGGAAGGCUGGAAUAAGCUAGUGAGUUGGUAUGGGCUAACAGAAAACCAGGAGCCCAUAGCUCGCAAGGUGGUUGAACAGGGUAUGUUUGUGAAGCACUGCAAAGUGGAGGUGUAUCUCACGGAGCUGAAGCUGUGCGAGGACAGUAACAUGGACAACGUUAUCACCCGUCGGUUCAGCAAAGCAGACACAAUUGACACCAUUGAAAAGGAGAUGAGGAAGCUGUUCAGCAUCCCAGACGAAAAAGAGACCCGUUUGUGGAACAAGUACAUGAGCAACACGUUUGAACCGCUCAAUAAACCGGAUAGCACCAUCCAGGACGCAGGUCUAUACCAAGGACAGACAACCACUAGCCAGGAAGCUGAUGUCAAUAAACUUCAGCACACGGUUCUUGUAAUAGAGCAAAAAAAUGAGGAUGGAACCUGGCCAAGAGGCUCCUCAACACCCAAGUCCUCAGGUGCUUCCAAUCUAUCAACUUUACCAAAGAUCUCCCCUUCAUCUCUCACAAACAAUUAUAACAGCUUCAACAACAGAAAUGUCAAAAACUCCAACUACUGUCUCCCGUCCUACCCACCCUAUUCAAGCUACGACUACACCGACCAGGGUCGCUCCAGUGAGAGGCCAGGCCUCUGUGGCCUUUGCAACCUGGGCAAUACCUGCUUUAUGAACUCUGCUGUGCAGUGUUUAAGCAACAUACCUCCGCUCACGGAGUACUUCCUGAAGGACAAGUACCAGGAUGAGCUGAACAUGGACAACCCCUUAGGCAUGCGGGGAGAGAUAGCAAAGGUUUACGCUGAGCUUAUUAAACAGUUGUGGUCGGGAAAAUACAGCUACGUCACACCAAGGCCUUUCAAGACACAAGUGGGACGCUUUGCCCCCCAGUUCUCUGGCUACCAGCAGCAGGACUCUCAUGAGCUGCUGGCCUUCUUGCUGGAUGGCCUGCAUGAGGACCUGAAUCGGAUCAGGAAGAAGCCCUACAUCCCACUGAAGGAUGCUGAAGGAAGGCCCGAUGAGAUUGUUGCUCAGGAAGCCUGGGAGAACCACAUAAAGAGGAACGAUUCUAUUAUUGUGGAUAUAUUCCACGGCCUCUUCAAGUCCACUUUAGUCUGCCCUGUGUGCUCAAAGGUCUCUGUAACCUUUGAUCCUUUCUGCUACCUGACACUACCCUUGCCCAUGAAGAAGGAGCGCACUUUGGAUGUUUACCUUGUACGGCUAGACCCCCUUGCUAAACCUACUCAGUAUAAGCUGACUGUGCCCAAGGUUGGAUAUAUCUCAGACCUUUGCACCUCUCUGUCCGCCCUGUCUGGUGUACCUGCCGACAAGAUGAUUGUAACAGACAUAUACAACCAUCGGUUCCAUCGGAUAUUCGCUUCAAAUGAGAACUUGAAUAGCAUCAUGGAUCGGGAUGACAUUUACGUCUUUGAGGUGGCCAUUAACCGGGCAGAGGACACGGAGCAUGUGGUCAUCCCUGUCCACCUACGAGAGAAAUACAAGCAGUCAGGAUACAACCACACCAGUACUCCCCUGUUUGGCCUGCCCUUCCUCAUAACUGUACCCCACAGCAUCAGCGAGGACAAGCUCUACAACAUGCUGCUACUCCGGAUGUGUCGCUAUGUGCGUUCUGCCCCUGAUCAAGAGGAGACAGAGGACACGCACACCUCCAGAGAGCAUGGCAUCAAUGGCAAUGUGUCCAACGGUGUUCUCGAGGAGGGUUCUCCCAGUGAGAUGGAGACUGAUGAACAGGAUGACGAGUCCAGUCAGGACCAGGAGUUGCCAUCAGAGAAUGACAACAGCCAGUCAGAGGAGUCUGUUGGAGGGGACAAUGAUCUGGAGAAUGGGAUUGGUCCUGAGCAGAUGACAAAAAGCCAGCAGUCAGAGGGCCACAAGAAGCGCCUUUUCACAUUCCAGUUUAACAACAUGGGCAAAAUGGACUUCAGCUACAUCAAGGAGGAGCCACGGCAGAUCAGAUUUGAUGAUGCAAACCUGCGACUCAGUGACAGGUCCUAUCUUACUUUGGACUGGGAGCCUGAGCUAAAGAAGAAGUACUUUGAUGACAGUGUAGCAGAGGACUUUGAGAAACAUGAAAGUAUGGAAUAUAAACCUCAGAAGAAAGCCUUCUUCAAGCUGAAGGACUGCAUAGAGCUUUUCACUACAAAGGAGAAGCUAGGAGCUGAGGACCCAUGGUACUGCCCCAACUGCAAGCAGCACCAGCAAGCCACAAAGAAGCUGGACCUGUGGUCACUUCCCCCAGUACUAGUGGUCCACCUCAAACGCUUCUCCUACAGUCGCUACAUGCGAGACAAGCUGGAUUCACUGGUAGACUUUCCCCUCAGUGAUCUGGACAUGUCAGAAUUCCUUAUCAACCCCAAUGCUGGCUUGUGUCGAUAUGAUCUGAUUGCAGUCUCUAACCACUACGGGGGAAUGGGAGGUGGACAUUAUACUGCCUUUGGUAAGAAUAAGGAUGACCAUAAAUGGUACUACUUUGAUGACAGCAGCGUAUCACCUGCGAAUGAAGAGCAGAUUGUGUCCAAGGCAGCAUAUGUGCUCUUCUACCAGCGUCAAGACACUGUCAGUGGAACGGGAUACUUUGCUCUAGACCAGGAGGUUUCAGAAUCGGGCUUGGCUCAGGGUGCCACGGGUCAGAGCGAUGAGGACUUCAACGAGAAUGACAACGAGAAUGACAAUGACGGUGAGGAGCAAGAGCUCAACUGCGAUGUAACCAUGAACAUCAACUGAGGAGUCCAAAGCCAUACAGCGAACUGUGCAGAGACGCACCGCCCCUACUGCAGAACGACAUGCUCACAUAGCAAAGUCUGUCUGGGAGAAGAAACACUGUACAGGGGUAUCCAGCGGAGCAAAUUGCUAAGCAAUCAGGGCUGUUUUCGCCCAACCCUAUUUAAGUUCAGCGAUCAGA
Scleropages formosus (Asian bonytongue) is the source of this 3193-nucleotide messenger RNA. It is a transcript of the gene usp15, whose product is annotated as ubiquitin specific peptidase 15. Gene Ontology annotation, biological process: protein deubiquitination. Bases 1 to 3015 code for a protein of 1004 amino acids. The record is from RefSeq and is a predicted model, not a curated record. NCBI's taxonomy places the organism in Eukaryota, Metazoa, Chordata, Actinopteri, Osteoglossiformes, Osteoglossidae. The transcript has 23 exons. Gene Ontology annotation, cellular component: nucleus. Gene Ontology annotation, molecular function: cysteine-type deubiquitinase activity.